Messenger RNA from Manduca sexta (tobacco hornworm), 1075 nucleotides. Its product is annotated as natterin-3. The record is from RefSeq and is a predicted model, not a curated record. Lineage: Eukaryota; Metazoa; Arthropoda; Insecta; Lepidoptera; Sphingidae. The transcript is spliced from 5 exons. The coding region runs from base 132 to 818 and encodes 228 amino acids.
GACAGUCCGAACAGCGCUAUCACCUCAAUGGACGAAACAAUACGUUGUUAUCAACAUGAGUAAUAUCUUGAUAUAUAUAUAUGUGUUGGCUGGUUUCACAUUAGUUGAUUGUGAGCGAGUGAACAGAUACCAUGGCAGGACGUCCAUAUUACGGGUUUGGUGGACCGCCACCACACGGAUAUCCGCCCGGCUCCCAUCCCCCUCCGCACGGCCACCACAUGUACCCCACCGGUCCGGGGGUCGUAUUCUAUCCUGUUCACCCCGCGUACUUCUACCCCUACCCGCGUCCCGAUGGCACACAUCCGGUCCAAAUCGUCGACGAAGCAGCGCCGCAAGAAAUCGUCCCAGAGUUACCGGGCGAGACAGUCGAGUUGCCGUGGAGCACAUACCGUUGGGUUCCCGCUUGUUUAAGCCAGCGCAGCAUUCCUCCUGGCGCGUUGAGAGUAGGCACAGACGCUGAUGGGGACGAGAUCUACGCUGGCAGAUGCCACCACGAGGGAGACAUCCUCCCCGCCAAGGUGAUCCCUUCGAAGAACGCCUGCUACAUCGCGUAUGGUGGAGAAGAAAUCUUAAAGGACCAGUUUGAGGUGCUAGUUCCCGCCAUGUUCUCGUGGCAGUUCUCUACGAACGGCGCAGUGCCCCCUGGCGCUGUGGAGGCUGGCGUCACGGCCGACGGCGAGAAGCUGUACUUCGGCAGAUACACGCACGACGGGUGUAUCACACCUGGCAAGAUUCAUCCAAGCCACGGCUGCAUCUACUACCCCUUCGACGGCGAAGAGAAAAACUCCACAGAAUACGAGUGCCUCGUCCUCAUGUAAUUAACUAUGCGUCGCUACUCGUCGGUUUUCAAAACCACAUCUUUACUGUAGCUCUUAUACAUUAUUUUCUAUAUAUUGACAUAUUAAAUUAUAUUUUGAAGACAUUAUUUUAAGGACAGAAUUUUAAUACACAGGAGCUUAUAGUUGUUAAAUGCAAGAAUGUGUGAAUUUAUUCGUAGUUAAGUUGAAUUUUUGAGAUGUACUGCAGGCUGUAAUCUAAUGUUAUUAAUUAAAUAUAGUUUUAUAUUGAAAUAAAA